ACAGAGCUGCUGCCAGGAUGUGCACGGGGACCUGUUCCCGAGUGGUGGGGGCUGCCCUCUGGCCCUUGGCCCUCCUGGGCAUUGUGGCCAACAUCCUCCUGGCCUUUCCAGACUGGAAGACUGAAUACGUCCAUGGCUGGGGCAAACGCCUGACCCCUGAGGUCUUGUACCUGGGGGGUCUGGUAGGAGGCGGCGUCAUGGUCCUCGUGCCAGCGAUCCACAUCCAGGCAACUGGACGCCGUGGCUGCUGUGGAAACCGCUGCGGGAUGCUCCUGUCUGUGCUGUUUGCGGCGGUGGGAGUCCUGGGAGCGCUGUACGCCCUCACGGUCUCCAUGCUCGGCCUCGUCCAUGGGCCCUUUUGCCAGUACCUGAAUGGGACCCUGUUGGUGUGGGGCCGCCCCUUCGAGCACCACGAGGAGUCUUCCAGCCAGGAGAGCUACCUCUUUGACACGUCGCUGUGGGACACCUGCCUGGACCCUCCUGGAGUCACGCGCUUCAACGUGAUCCUCUUCUCCCUCAUUGGUUGUGCCAGCCUGGUGGAGCUUGGCCUCUGCUUCAUCCAGAUAUUCAACGGGCUCUUUGGGUGCCUCUGUGGGACCUGCAGGGAGGACAAGAUGAACGAGGAAAGGGCCCCGCAAACCUACAACUGAGCCCGUGGAGACCUGCUCCUCCUCUCAAGGCCUUGUUGCCCUGGUGCUCCUCUUGUGGUUGCGCACACACGCAGCGGCCUCAUCUCGAGAUAUGCCUUCAUUGCUCAGAAGAUUCUCCCCUAUCAGAGGAAGAAGCCUGAAAACUGCCGCCUCUGUACUAGCCCCCCCCCCAGGCAAAGCCACAGCAAUAAACCUCUUCCU
Molecule: messenger RNA, 851 nt
Organism: Pogona vitticeps (central bearded dragon)
Lineage: Eukaryota; Metazoa; Chordata; Lepidosauria; Squamata; Agamidae
Gene: MBLAC1
Product: metallo-beta-lactamase domain containing 1
Cellular component (GO): membrane
Source: RefSeq, a predicted model, not a curated record